AUGGGCUUAUCAGGCCCCUACGUUGCCGCGCAUCUCGACCCUCAUGGUGCCGGAGAUGCACGACCAACCGCCCUUCAAAUCAUACAAGAUGAGGGAGUGGAGGGCAAGCUGGUUGGCAAGGUCAUUGUUAUCACUGGAGCCACAUCGGGUAUUGGUGUCGAGACAGCUCGUGCCUUAUCGGCCACCGGGGCCACUCUGCUCCUAACAGCCCGCAACCGAUCCGAGGCUGAAAAGAACCUUGCCGGGAUUCUGGAACCCGGCAGAGUCUCGCUGAUCGACUUGGAUCUGCAAUCAUUUGCGAGCAUUCGUGCCGGGGCCAAAGAAAUCCUUGCUAUGUGCAAGGGCCAGGUCAAUAUUCUUAUCAACGGCGCGGGUGUCAUGGGCCUCCAAAACCAUACGGUCACUGAAGAUGGUAUUGAGGCACAAUUUGCUGGCAACUAUCUAGGAUUCUUCCUCCUCUUUCAACUUCUGAAGGAAGCUUUGUUAGCCAGUGUGACCCCAGCGCUUAAUUCGCGCGUUGUGGUCGUGGCUUCAUCUGCACAUCGAGCUGCCACCCUCCCAAAUCGCGACAAUUACAACUUCGAAAAUGGCGGAUAUGACCAUAAAAUUGCCUACAACAAUGCUAAGCUAGCAGCGGUAUAUUUGGCCAAUACCAUCGAGCGGUUAUAUGGCGCCCAGGGAUUACAUGCUACCAGUCUCCACCCCGGGGCGAUCAACACUGAUAUAUCCCGCAACAUGCCUCCCGAAGUUUUAGAGGCUAUGAUGACCAACCCUUACAUUCUGAAGAUCUUGAAAUCUUCCCAACAGGGGGCAGCUACGACUGUGUGGGCGGCUGUGGGCAAGGAAUGGGAGGCAAAGGGUGGCAAAUAUCUUGAGGACUGCAAGGAAGCGGACCGUGGCGAGGAUGAUAGCCAAGUUUUUGGUGCGGGAUGGGUGAAACAAACAUAUAACCCCGAGGAAGAGGAUCGUCUCUGGAAGGAUUCUGUUGAGAUAGUCGGAAUGGAGAGUGGAGCUUAA
This is a messenger RNA of Penicillium vulpinum, 1017 nucleotides long. Its product is annotated as putative short-chain dehydrogenase/reductase. The transcript has a single exon. NCBI's taxonomy places the organism in Eukaryota, Fungi, Ascomycota, Eurotiomycetes, Eurotiales, Aspergillaceae. Bases 1 to 1017 code for a protein of 338 amino acids. The record is from RefSeq and is a predicted model, not a curated record.